Molecule: messenger RNA, 5070 nt
Organism: Pangasianodon hypophthalmus (striped catfish)
Lineage: Eukaryota; Metazoa; Chordata; Actinopteri; Siluriformes; Pangasiidae
Gene: parp8
Product: poly (ADP-ribose) polymerase family, member 8
Exons: 25
Coding region: 629-3238 (869 amino acids)
Biological process (GO): endoplasmic reticulum unfolded protein response
Cellular component (GO): nuclear envelope; intracellular anatomical structure; endoplasmic reticulum tubular network
Molecular function (GO): kinase binding; NAD+ poly-ADP-ribosyltransferase activity; protein serine/threonine kinase activator activity
Source: RefSeq, a predicted model, not a curated record
CAGUACUGUGUUAUCUCAACACUAGAGUGAGGGAAUCUACCAUGCGCAAGAAAAAAGACGAGCAUGACAUCAUCACCAGGCUGGAUUUGACUCCGACUCGGGUGGAUGCAUGACUCUGGAUGGAUGCUUUAUACCGUUUAUUCUCGUGUUUAUUGUCGUGUGGCGCUGCUUUCUUUUUUUUUGCGGUAGUUUCACUUUAACGGCUCGCGCUCGCUGAGAAUCGCCAUUGUUGAGGCUCGCGCGGUGAUGAGUAGCAGCGUUAGCAGCGAUGCUUCCGCCGUCAAACUGACACCUACAUGCUAUCAGUCGCGAGAAGGAGCCUCCAGCUGCCGAGUGGGCUGCGGUUUGGGUUUGGCUUUGUUUCUUUCUUUUCUUUUCUUUUCUUUUUUUUUUUGACGUGUGAUUCUGUCAUUUGGGUGUUCGCUGAGACGCCAUGAGAGCUUGCGAGUCGGCGGCCGGAGUGAGAGCGGAGCGCUGAGUGUGACACCCGGGUCAGCUGUGUAGCCCUGCGCGCGUUUCCGUCGUGACUGAGGAGACGGCAAACACACGGCACGGCAACACGAGCGCUCACACCUGCACACACUGUCAGAAAGGCCGUUCCGCUUGAGGGUUUUGGAGUUUGAGGGGGAUGUGUUCAAGGCAAGAGAGAAUUCAAAAAGACGUCGACGUUGUAAUCCAGAGGUGCCAGGCGGAGAAGGACUGCCUUUUCUCGGAUUUUCGAUUCACAGACGCCACCUUCACGUUUACCUGCUCCAAAGGAUCGAAAAGUGUGUCCUACUCUGUACAUGUCUCUGAUGAUUAUCCAGACAACACAUACGUCUCAAACUCUGAGAACAACGAUGACGUAUUAGUCACAAGAGAUCCCAUACCAGUUAUUUUUCAUAGAAUUGCAACAGAGAUAAGGACAGCUAAUGAUGACAGCUGUCUUUCCAUCAAGUCAAAGCUUCAGAUUGACAAAAACCCGUGCCAUUACACUGUAGAAGAGGAUUCAGAGGGAGAUAAUGACUCUGAAGAGUUCUACUAUGGUGGUCAGGUGAAUUAUGAUGGGGAACUUCACAAACACCCGCAGCUGGAGGCUGACCUGGUAGCCGUGAGGGAGUUAUAUGGCCAUCAUGCAGUAUCUCUCAGGGAAUAUGGUGCAAUUGAUGAUGUAGACAUUGAUCUACACAUCGAUGUCAGUUUCCUCGAUGAGGAAAUUGCCCUUGCCUGGGAUGUGAUCAGGACCGAACCUGUUAUUAUACGUCUUCACUGCUCACUCACGCAGUAUCUGAAUGGACCAGUUCCCACCGUUGACGUAUUUCAAGUGUCCACAAAAGACAGGUUUGGCCUGGGACAUCAACUGAAAAAGUAUGAUUUAAAAAAAAAAAAAUCUUAUAUCAAAUCUUAUCAAACCUUCAAAAUGAUUUGUUUCCACUUCAUGCUACUGUUUGAAUCUGUUAUCAGGAUAAUGCAGACCUUUGUCACACAGCAGUGGAAGCAUCAAACAAAAGACAAGCUUAACUGCCCACAUAGCAAAAAGCAGACAGAUAAGAAGGUGAAGUCACCUCUGCACAUCUUCUCAACUCUCCGCAGGUCCCCUAGCUAUCCCCCUCCCGGCUGCACAAAGAGCAAAAAGAAGCUCAAGCACGAGCAGGAUGGUGUGUCCAAAUCGCAUCGCCUCUUACGCCGUACAUGUUCGAGCGCAGUGAAGCCUGAGGUGGACGGCUGUGCCGGAAAGCCACGCAAACUCCUGGGCCCUUCGCUGUCAGAGCAGACGCCUGGCCUCAAACCACCUCAACGGCUCUUACCGAGGCCUGAAGAGAGCGUGAUCUCACGGCCUCACCGACUCCUGCCACGCUCCGGCUCAGGUGAGCCUCGAUGUGAACGUAGCACAGGUGGUGAUGGUAGUAGCCUUCUGAAGCCUCACCGGCUCCUUCACCGCACUGAUGAGCUGGACGGUCUCAAGCACCACCAGCGGCUCCUCGGCAGGUCCUGCUCCAGCAGUGCCAAGAUGACCAAAGGCGAGCCGCUCAAAGAGCCGUCUGGAGAGAGCCGUCGCCUCUCGCUCACCUCAGGGCUCAUAGGCAUCCUGGCCCCGGCACUCUCUCCUGCACCACCGCCAAACAAUGGAGCCAAGUCUAUACCAGUCAGAGACCGUGGCUUUCUCGUCCAGACGAUGGAGUAUGCAGAGCAGAGGAUCCCAGUCCUGAAUGAAUUCUGUGUGGUCUGUGAUGAACCUCAUGUGUUUCAAAAUGGACCAAUGCUCAGGCCCACAGUGUGUGAGAGAGAGUUGUGUGUCUUUGCCUUCCAAACGCUAGGAGUCAUGAACGAGGCUGCUGAUGAGAUCGCCACAGGUGCCCAGGUUGUUGACUUGCUGGUCUCCAUGUGUCGCUCUGCACUGGAAUCACCGAGAAAAGUAGUCAUUUUUGAGCCAUAUCCCUCUGUGGUAGAUCCCAGUGACCCGCAGUCCUUGGCCUUCAACCCAAGGAAAAAGGACUAUGACCGGGUAAUGAGAGCUCUUGAUAGCCUCACGUCUAUCAGAGAAAUGACCCAGGCGCCAUAUUUGGAGAUAAAGAAGCAGAUGGACAGAGUUGACCCCCUGGCUCACCCACUAUUGCAAUGGGUCAUAUCCAGUAACAGGUCUCACAUAGUGAAGCUACCAGUGACCAGACAACUAAAGUUUAUGCACACCCCACACCAGUUCCUCUUACUCAGCAGCCCACCGGCCAAAGAAUCCAACUUUAGAGCUGCCAAAGGCCACUUUGGGAGUACCUUUGCUUUCCAUGGAUCACACAUAGAGAACUGGCACUCCAUUUUGAGGAAUGGUUUGGUUGUGGCCUCCAAGACGAAACUCCAGCUCCAUGGCGCCAUCUAUGGGAGUGGAAUUUAUCUCAGCCCACUGUCAAGCAUAUCCUUUGGUUACUCAGGGAUGAACAAAAAGCAGCAGAAAAUUGCGUCAAAAGACGAAACUGCUACAAACAAGACCAAUAUUCAUCUGCAGUCACAGAAAAAAGGUCAGCAGCCACAGUUUCUGCAGAGUCGCAAUCUGAAAUGCAUAGCCUUAUGUGAAGUUAUUACUUCGCCAGACCUUCACAAGCAUGGCGACAUCUGGGUAGUUCCAAACACUGAUCAUGUCUGCACACGAUUUUUCUUUGUCUAUGAGGAUGGACAGGUGGGUGACACAAGCAUCAACACGCAGGACCCCAGCAUCCAUCGAGAGAUCUUACGAGUUAUCGGCAACCAAACAGCCACAGGAUGAACGACUCCAAAAGCAAUACCGCUGCCUAAACCUGCCCUCCUGACUCAGAGCUGGAUAUUUGAGCAUAGGAGGUUUUAUCAUAGGUAUUUUACUAACCACAGAACACAAGAUAGAGAGAAAAUAUCUAUAAAAUCAAAGACAGUUACCCAUGUGUAUUUACACUGGCUAAUCACACUCUGAACAUUUUGCCAGGUUUAUUAAUACAAUAUACAUUUUUAAAGGUUGUGGUAUGUCUCUCGGGUCAGCCGACAGACUGCCUGUUUUUUUAAGUUAAGAAAGAAAUGAUCGUUCUUUCUGUAACAUUUUGAGACUUCUUCCGGAUGUUAUUUGGCCUUUGUGGUAAUACACCAUUCUGCAUUGUUUACUAAGAAUUGGACUUUUAAAAGUACAACUUUGUGCUUACCGAAGGUGUUGAUAUGCACUUUAUUUUUUCUUAAUGUAAGGUUUUAGUUCCAACUUUAUUAUAUUAAAAUGCCUUUAAAGACGAUGGAUUGCAUAUUGACUUUGGUGAAGGUGAGCAAAGCAGAGAUGUUAAGAGUGGAAAGGUUGUUGUGUUUACAAAUCCCAUGUUCCUGAGCUACAUGAGUUAUUACAUGCUACCUGGCAGUAGCUGUUGGUUUACAGUUUCCAAAAAGAAGUCACAGUUUAUUCCCUCUGAUUCCACUGCAACUCUGUUUGCUGUUUUUUCAACCCGAUGACUGUGACAUUAGGUUGCCAUUUUAGUAUGAUCGUCAUAAAAAGAUUAAUUGUUUAAUAUAUAUUUGAAUGACACUGAUGGGAAAACAAAAUGCAUGUGGCUUUCCUUACAUUUUCAGUCAGUUUGUGUUCUUAGAUAUGUUAAUAGCAUUUUUAUACAAGACAAACUGGCAGCCAGUUGCGAAAUGUAUUUAAAUAUUUCAGUAUAUAUCUUUUUUUGUAAAGGUAAUUUAAGAUGGAAUAAAAGCUUGCUUCGUAUUUAUGUUUUUUUGGUCCAACCCAAAUAAGAUUGAAAUUACUUCUCUGAAAUUGUUUAAGACAAUGAGUUCAAAUGUUGCUAAUUUUUUCAGAAGACUGAUAUUUUCCCUUUGAAAAAAUAAAAUAUCAUUAUUCACUGAUUCUUGAUUAAAUUAUACCUUAACCCCAAGUAGAGUGGCACAAAGGCUAUCAUUUUAUAUUUGUAGUAAAUAUAUAAAUAUAUAAACUGAUAGACUUUGUGAGCUUUGGAUCUGGACUGAUGUUCACCAUGUUCAGAUGGACAAUAAACUCAAUUAACAUGACAUUUGUAAGAGACUUAAAAUGGAUAUUCAUUCAUACAGAUAUUUUCAUCUUUCAUAAGACUUACAUCAUUUUUGAACUUCAGAGAAAAACUAUUUUGUAAUUAUAUAUAUAUGUAUAUAUAUAUAUAUAUAUAUAUAUAUAUAUAUAUAUAUAUAUAUAAACACCAAACAAGUACAGUAUCCUAGUCUUAAACAAAAUGUUAAUGCUCAACCUUUGGACAGCAAUUAUUCUCACACAAGUAAAAUUCAAAACAUUACUUUUGACCCUUGAACAUGGUUUCUAAAUGAAGUGUGCUCAGUGUUUUGUUUGUAUGAUUUGUAUAUUUCACUGAACUCUCAUGCCACUUAGCAUUUGGUGCCUUACAGUGAAGGAUUAUUGGGAAAUAUAUAACAAAACUGUACAUAUUGUAAAUACUGCCAGAACAACAUGGAGUCCAACUAUUUUCUGUAUUCAGUUUUUACUUUUUUUCUUUAUUUUGCGACCAGAUCGAGCUUUGGGGCUUUUUACAAUAUCUGGAAACAGUAGCUUAUGUACCUGUUUAUGUUCAAUAAAGUUGAAUUUACCUAUAAAGCCCA